Colletes gigas is the source of this 2250-nucleotide messenger RNA. Its product is annotated as leucine-rich repeat-containing protein 24-like. Lineage: Eukaryota; Metazoa; Arthropoda; Insecta; Hymenoptera; Colletidae. The transcript is spliced from 2 exons. Bases 79 to 2250 code for a protein of 723 amino acids. The record is from RefSeq and is a predicted model, not a curated record. Gene Ontology annotation, molecular function: protein binding.
CCGGACGGAGUCGGGAAGUUGAAGAUGCGAUAGAGAGAAGGGGCGAAGGUAACGGCGAGAGCUCGAGAACGAGUCACCAUGUGCCCGAGCCGGCGGGCCUGGUGGUGGAGAGGGGCGGUUCUCGGGACGAUGAUGCUGUUAACCUGGAGCUCGACGGUGGAGAGCUGUCCGUCUCUGUGCACGUGCAAAUGGAAGAACGGGAAAGAAUGGGUAGAGUGCGCGAACCGUAACCUAAAAGGUCUCCCGCAGGGCGCCCGGGAGGAGACGCAGGUGUUGGAUCUGUCGAGCAAUCAUCUGGUCAGUCUGCCGCCGGAAUGCUUUCACGCUCUCGGCCUGAUAAAUUUGCAGCGACUCUACCUGGCCAGAUCGCAGAUCAGCCGUAUAGCGUCGAGGGCGUUCGUGGGCCUGGUGGGCCUGGUGGAGCUGGACCUUUCCGAGAACCUGAUCGAACAGGUACCGACCGACACCUUCCCCUUCUACUCGAAUCUGAUGAAGCUGCUGUUGAACGGAAACCCUAUACGAGAGAUACGCCGCGGGGCGUUUCAACAUCUGGUGCACCUGACGAACCUGGACAUGAGCCAAUGCCGACUGGAGACCAUCGAGCAGGGCGCGUUCGAAGGCCUCCAGCAGCUCGAGUGGCUUCGAUUGGACGGGAACCGGUUGACCCGCGUGCCCGACCGGACGCUGCCUCUAGGCGGCAGCCUUCGCGGUACCACUUUGCACAACAAUCCCUGGCUGUGCGACUGUCGUCUAAGGCCCACGCAGGCCUGGCUCAAGGAAUCCGCCCCGACCGUGCCCCAGGAGUCCGAGCCCGUGUGCGACGCGCCUCCGAAGCACCGCGGGAAGCAGAUCAAGACCAUGAACACGAACGAGCUGGCUUGCCUGCCGCAGAUCGAACUGCAGGACCGACUGGAGGCCUACGAGGGGGACAACGUCACACUGAGAUGCGACGUUUACGCCGUUCCGGCCGCCAAGCUGAUUUGGUGGUUCAACGGGGAGCCGUGCGAGUCCCAGAACGAGAAUAAUUCGCUUCUGAUCGCAUCCAGCAGCUGCCCCCGGUUCGUGUACAAGCAACGAGGGGACACCAACAUGAGCAGCACUCUGUUGAUCUACUCGGUGGAGUCGCCGAACGAGGGCACGUACACGUGCAUAGCGGAGAACGGAGCAGGAUCGGCCGAGUCGAAUCUGUCAUUGAGAGUGCUCGUGCAAGAGAAAGUGACCGCCGAGCCACCGAACGAUCGUUCCAGAUCGGGUUACGUGGCGGCUGUAGCAGCCGGAGCUUUGGUCUUCACGCUGUUCGCCCUCGGUUCCCUGAUCGCCAGCGUGGUGUUUUGCGUACGCAGACGUCGCCGUGACCGAAAGAGGAACUCGAAAGCUCUGGUGUCGCAGAACAAGUCCGUGAUGCCGAUCACGAAAGACACCGCGACCAGUAUACCCUGUCGAAAGGGUAAUGGGAGCUUGUUGGGGCUGGAGCACCAGCAGAUAGUCUCGUACACCGAGAGGGAGAUGAGCAGAGCCGCGACAUUGGAGCACAGGGAGCACAGAACAAUGGACGAGCCUUACUGCAGCCCGGUGUCCAAGUAUCUGACGGAACCGGACCUGAUAAACGAGGUCCCGGAGACGACGGACGUGGGCUACGGUCAGCUGUACCGUCACCAACCCGGCGACAGACAAAUCCUAGAAUACGACUCGGGGUAUCCGCUGCAGCCCGACCUGCGUCCGUCGAACAUACCGCAGCUCAGCUAUCUCGAUCAGGACGGCUACCCCUUGAACUUUGGUCUACCGAAACUACCCUUCAGCGCGGCGAGCACCCUGCCGCGUCUGAGGCAACGAAUGGCGGAGGGAUCGGCGGUCGCGCCGCCCGCCAGAUACUCCAGGGAAGCGGAGUUCCUCGCCAGAUCGCCGGGAUACGACCCGGUGUUGCCCAGAACCGACGCCAGGUACACCGCCGAGGGAUACCCUUAUCCAGCUCAACAACAGCCGCAGAUACAACCGGUGGAGCAGCCUCUCCAGCAGCAGCUGCCCGUUUCCCCGGUCUCCCCGGUUCCCGUCUACCCCGAGGUGCCCUUCAUCCCUUCGCCCCCCGCCGCGUACAGGGGCGAGACGACGCCGCUAUCCCCCAGAUCGUUGCUGAGCAAAACGGCACGCGAGGCUGCCGCCGCCGCCGCGGCCAGGGCGGAGGAGCUACAACCACCCCAUCAUCCGGAGAGUCCCGACGAGGGCUACGUCGGCGACGCGAUGGACGUGUAA